This is a messenger RNA of Baudoinia panamericana UAMH 10762, 2167 nucleotides long. RefSeq lists its product as uncharacterized. Bases 261 to 1730 code for a protein of 489 amino acids. The record is from RefSeq and is a predicted model, not a curated record. Gene Ontology annotation, biological process: protein quality control for misfolded or incompletely synthesized proteins; glycoprotein catabolic process; protein deglycosylation. Lineage: Eukaryota; Fungi; Ascomycota; Dothideomycetes; Mycosphaerellales; Teratosphaeriaceae. Gene Ontology annotation, cellular component: cytosol; nucleus. Gene Ontology annotation, molecular function: peptide-N4-(N-acetyl-beta-glucosaminyl)asparagine amidase activity. The transcript is spliced from 2 exons.
CCCUAUCAGACUCGAAUACUGCUGCACAAAGUAUACCGCCGUUCUCCUCGUCGUCCAUAUUGUCUACAUUGUGUUGUGGUGGUGUUCCUGGUCGCUGUGGUAUUUGGGGUGUCGUGGAGCAGGCGCAGCUCGUCGGCAAAAGGAUCAGCCACACCGCGCGGCCGCAGCUCAUCCCCUCACUAUCUUCGAUAACCACCUUUUCCCACUCAUCACGACUGCAGUGACUGCAGACACCACCGACGGCGACCGGGUCAGCAAACAUGGCGGAUCCUGCUCGCAAUGGCGUUCCAAGGCGAAAACCAGUCCCACAGUCGAGACAGGCAGCGCCGCUACCGGACAACUGGGCAGCAGAUUUGACGACGCAGUUCCGGCGCACAUUGUCCUCGAAGCGCAUGAACGAGCUGAGCGGCAGGUCCUCCUCCCAACGGCGCUCUUCUGCGCGCAUAUCUACCGAUUACUUUGUCGAUCGAUCACCGCCGCCACAACUACCGCCUCGGCACGCAUACGACGAAGCAACCCAGCUUUUCUCGUCUCCGCCUCCACCAUUACCCGCACGAGCGGCACCGUCUGUGCCUAAUGUCCCCGACCACUCCCACCAAGAAGCAGCGCCUCCGCUGCCGCCGCCACCCGCUUACAGCACGCUGAAGAACCUACCAACCGUACCCACUCCGCCUGAAGACCAGAAAUCGCUUCGCUUCCGUAGCCAACUUUUAUCACUAUCGAAUACGCCGUGCAAAUGGGAGAACCCAGGUCUGCUAGACGAAGCGAUGAGCGUGAUCCCGCUGCAGCGGAUAUACGACCAAGCCCAAUACGAGGCCGACUUCUUCGUUGCCGAAGCCGCCUCAAUGGGCCCGCACAUAACCCCACAAUGGGAUUACCAGGACUGCGUGGUUCGAGCGUUGAUGAAGUGGUUCAAGCGCGAGUUCUUCGAGUGGGUCAAUAACCCGCUGUGCUCGACCUGUCGGACACGGACUGUCGCUCGCGGCAUUACCGCGCCAUUACCCGAUGAGUCUGCUCGUGGUGCGAGCCGCGUGGAACUCUACCAAUGCGCGAACCAGCACUGCCUGUCGUACGAACGAUUCCCGAGGUAUAAUGACGCUUUCGUCCUGAUGCAGACACGACGUGGACGAUGCGGCGAAUGGGUGAACUGCUUCAGCAUGCUUUGCCGGGCCGUGGGCAGCAGAGUGCGGUGGGUGUGGAAUGCAGAAGAUCACGUUUGGUCGGAAGUGUACAGCGCUCACCGUAAGCGGUGGGUGCAUGUGGACCCUUGCGAGGAGCAAUGGGAUACACCUUUGCUUUACUCACACGGCUGGGGCAAGAAGAUGUCCUACUGCAUUGCCUUCUCCGCCGAGGGCUGCUGCGAUGUUACACGACGCUACGUUCGAAGCCCCGCGGAGCAUGCACUGCCACGCAACCGCUGUUCUGAGGGCGUACUGAUGCACAUCACACGUGAGAUCACCUCGCUACGUCGCCGCGACAUGGACAAGAAGGAGAAGUUCCGUCUCAAUGCCGACGACAUGCGAGAAGACACCGAGCUGAGGAAGAUGAUCAUCGAAGCGCUCGCGCUCAACAUCAGCCGGAUACUACCGGGCAGUACCGGUACCCGGCCGAUUGACGCAGACGCGCAAAAAUCGCUGGAAGGCAGACAAUCUGGUACGGUGGAGUGGGUGCGCACGCGAGGCGAAGGAGGUAACCAAACGACCGGACCACGCAAUCAACAUCAGCAAUGAGUACCUGAAGGGUUGACAUGCCACGACGUUAUAACGUAAUCGAAUCUUCUCCGCGAUCUAGCAUGGCGCUUUCUGGAUCUUCCGCGUAGCUUUAUACACCCUGCCGUUUUUUAUAGCACUGUUGGCUGAAGACUUGCUUGGAGUUCUUCGAGUGCGUGGCGCUCAGCACUGGAGCAUGGGCGCUUGCUGUUUGGUGCAUCUGUUGGCGCAAUUGCAGGAUGGCGUUGAAAGCGAGGGGAUUCCACGGAAGGCAGCCUAGUCUACGCGUUGUACGGCUCUUGUUUGUUGCAACGCGGCUAUGAUCGAAGAAGUACCGUUCACUGACUAUGAGAAAGGAGGCUUUGGAUGGUCAAAAUUACUAUUUAUGCUGUAGCAGAUAAGGGGUGCACAAACCCAUCACCAUUUGCAUUCAUCGUGCUUUCGCGAGGAUUGCUCCU